Messenger RNA from Leptonychotes weddellii (Weddell seal), 1347 nucleotides. RefSeq names its product YdjC chitooligosaccharide deacetylase homolog (gene YDJC). Gene Ontology annotation, biological process: carbohydrate metabolic process. NCBI's taxonomy places the organism in Eukaryota, Metazoa, Chordata, Mammalia, Carnivora, Phocidae. The record is from RefSeq and is a predicted model, not a curated record. Gene Ontology annotation, molecular function: deacetylase activity.
GUCGGGGCGGAGCCUCGGACUGCGUCUAGGGUGGGGCUUGGAUCCAGUCCUCUAGAGUCCUGAGCAGUCCCUAGGAGUAAUCCAUGGCUCGACCGCGCGUGCUGCUGGUGGUCACCGCUGACGACUUUGGUUACUGCCCGCGGCGCGAUGAGGGCAUCGUAGAGGCCUUCCUGGCAGGGGCUGUGACCAGCGUGUCCCUGCUGGUCAACGGCACAGCCGCAGAGAGCGCGGCGGAGCUGGCCCGCAGGCACCAAAUCCCCACGGGCCUCCACGCCAACCUGUCCGAGGGCCGCCCCGUAGGCCCGGCCCGCCCCGGCGCCUCGUCGCUGCUCAGCCCCGAAGGCUUCUUCCUCGGCAAGAUGGGAUUUCGAGAGGCGAUGGCGGCCGGAGACGUAGCCUUGCCCCAGGUGCAGGAAGAGCUGGAGGCCCAGCUGAUACGCUUCCGAGAAUUACUGGGCAGGGACCCCACUCACGUGGACGGGCACCAGCACGUGCACGUGCUCCCAGGCGUGUGCCAGGUGUUCGCAGAGACGCUGCAGGCCAACGGGGUGCGCUUCACACGGUUGCCGGUGGAGCGCGGGGUGGACGGCUGCGCGUGGCUCGAGGCCCCCGCGCAAGCCUUCGCCUGUGCGGUGGAGCGCGACGCCCGGGCCGCUGUGGGCCCCUUCUCCCGCCACGGCCUACGGUGGACGGAUGCCUUCGUGGGCCUGAGCACCUGCGGUCGGCACAUGUCUGCUCACCGCGUAUCAGGAGCGCUAGCUCGGGCCCUGGAAGGCAUACCCACGGGCCACACCCUGACAGCUGAGCUGAUGGCACACCCUGGCUACCCUAGUGUGCCUCCGUCCGGGGGCUGCGGUGAGGGCCCCGAUGCCUUUUCCUGCUCUUGGGAGCGGCUGCAUGAGCUGCGUGUCCUCACCGCGCCCACACUUCGGGCCCGACUUGCACAGGAGGGAGUGCAGCUCUGCACACUCCACAGCCUAGACUCCAAGAGGCCUGGGGAAGCGGUCCUUGGAGAAGCCAGUCUGGAAACAUUCCUGGAGCCCUCCCCACCAUGCCCCUGACAGCCAGCCAAGCAUAAAUGUCCUUUAGUGCACAGUGUCAAGCCCUGGGACAGCCUAGAACGAGGCCGAGAGCAGGGAUCCAGUAACAUACUUCCCUGGGCAGGCCCCUGUCACCUCUGUGUCCAGGUCCUCAUGGCUCAGAAUGGCGGCCAAAGCUUUGGCAACCCAUCUUGGCUGCUGGCAGGUAGGCCCUGUGACAUCUGAGCCUGGGGCCUGCCAAAGCAUCUUCCUUGUUCAGAUAUGGUAGAGAGAGAGUGCUGUAUUAAUAAAAUGUAUGUCUUGUAAA